GCUGCGAGAGUAAAGACGCGCAUCCUCACAGCUGAGGGGGAGGAAGAGGAGGAGGGAGAGCAAAGUGAAAUCGCCUGCAGGAAUCUAGUUGACAAGUCCGCGCAGGAGGAGCAAAAUGCGCUGAUCGGAAAUCCGUCGUUAUUGACCAAAGAUCACCUUUCUGCUCUGAGACAUCUGAGUGGGGGGGGGGGAUACAACCGCUUCGGACAAGUUGUGAUUUGAGACGAAAUCCUUCUGGAUGAUGAAUACCAACGAUGCCAAGGAGUAUCUUGCGCGGCAGGAGAUACCCCAGCUGUUUGAGAGCCUGCUGACGGGUUUGAUGUACUACCGACCCGAUGACCCCAUUGAAUACUUGGAAGGCUGUCUGAAAAAAGUCAGAGAGCUCGGAGGGACGGACAAGGUGCGGUGGGACACUUUUGUGGGUCAGGAGAAGAAGUCACUGCCACCUCUCAACGGAGGCCAGUCACGCAGAUCACUCUUCAGAAAUGUGCUGCCCGACAGCCCCAAUUUCCCCUACAGACGGUACGACCGCCUGCCACCCAUCAACCAGUUCUCCAUUGAGAGCGACUCGGACCUGUCAGAGACGGCCGAGCUCAUAGAGGAGUACGAAGUGUUUGACCCGUCCAGACCACGGCCCAAAGUCAUCCUCGUUAUUGGUGGCCCUGGAAGUGGCAAAGGAACCCAGAGCCUGAAGAUCGCAGAGCGCUACGGCUUCCACUACAUGUCUGUGGGCGAGCUGCUGAGGAAGAAGAUGAUCCACAACGCCACUAGCAACCGAAAGUGGAGCCUCAUUGCCAAGAUCAUCACCAACGGAGAGCUGGCACCGCAGGAAACCACAAUAACGGAGAUAAAACAGAAGAUUAUGAAGAUCCCCGAUGCCAACGGUAUCGUCAUAGACGGGUUUCCUCGGGACGUUGGACAGGCCCUGUCCUUCGAAGACCAGAUCUGCACCCCAGACCUGGUGGUGUUCCUGGCCUGCACCAACCACCGUUUGAAGGAGAGGCUGCAGAAAAGAGCUGAGCAGCAGGGGCGCCCCGACGACAACCCAAAAGCCAUUGAUCGCCGCCUCACCAACUUCAAACAAAACACCAUUCCUCUGGUCAAAUACUUCCAGGAGAGGGGCCUUAUUGUCACGUUGGACGCCGAUCGAGAUGAAGAGGAGGUUUUCUGUGACAUCAGCAUGACUUUGGACAACAAGCUCUUUGACCCUAAAGAACCUGCAGCCGGUCCAAGUGAGCUGGAUCUCAGUCUGCUGGGAGAAACAAGCAGCCUGUCAGAAGCAGCCUGCAAAAAGGAGGAGCUUGAAGAAGACGAGGAGGAGAUUGGGAACGCUGAAGGAACCACAGAAAGUUGCUGCACCGAACAGAGUAAACCAAAGGUCAUCUUCAUGAUGGGUGGUCCGGGCUCAGGUAAGGCCCUCCAGAGUGAACGGAUGGAGGAGCGGUACGGCUUGCGACGCGUCACCCUGAGCGACCUGUUGUGCAGCGAGCUGCAGCAUCACAGUGAAAGAGGGCGAAACCUUCGGGACAUUCUAGAGAGAGGAGAAAAACUACCUGAGGACACGCUGCUGGAGCUGCUGUGUGACUCUGUGGCCUCGUCGGUGCAACGGGGAAAGGGCCUUGUGGUCAGCGGAUUCCCCAGAGACCUGAAACAGGUGGAGGAGUACGAGGCCAAGAUGGGGGAACCCAAUGUGGUGCUCCUGCUCAGCUGUUCUCCAGAGACCAUGUCCAGUCGACUGCAGCAUCGGGGCAGAUCCCUCUCUGCUUCAGACAGCGAGAACAUCCUGCACAGGAGGGUCGAGAGCUUCUUCAGCGACAGCCAGGUUGUCACAUCUCACUACGAACGCAAAAUGCUCCUCCACACGAUCGACGCUGAGAGGUCACCGAAUGAAGUGUUCGCCCAGAUCUGCCAAGCCAUGGAGUCCUCUUCCUCUUUCUGAUUCCCAACAUUGACCCCAUCUGAGUUCCAGCAGGCCCACCUAUGAAGACCCUCCUUCACAUAACCUCACACCUUCACCAGCUUAUUGAACUCUAGUGGUUUGCAUGUCUUACCUGCAUUCAGUGAAAGCCUCCCUCUCAUGUUGCUUCUCCCACAUGCCUCCUCCUCCUCUCACAUUAACCUCAGUUUUCGCUGCUAGCUGCCGGACCGAGGCUCAUAACUGUACAGAGGAAGCAGACCUCUCUGCUGUGACUGAGAGCAUGCUGAAUGUUCCACCAUGCUAAAAACAAGGUGGCAAUGUCAGUGUGUGUUCACUCGUGUGCUCAGCACUAUGCUUCAUAUUGUAACAAGCAUGCAAGACUUAACAGUUCAGCUUAAAACUGCCUUUUGCUCAUUUGGCGAAAAGCUUUGGGCCAGUUCAGGAUUACUGCAUUUGUAUGUUUACAAGCUCAUCGUACCGGUUCCUGUUUGAGUCUGGUAUUAAACAUUCAAUAAAGCCAGUGGUUUGUUUUAACAAGA
Nothobranchius furzeri (turquoise killifish) is the source of this 2457-nucleotide messenger RNA. RefSeq names its product adenylate kinase 5 (gene ak5). The record is from RefSeq and is a predicted model, not a curated record. Gene Ontology annotation, molecular function: nucleoside diphosphate kinase activity; ATP binding. Gene Ontology annotation, biological process: nucleobase-containing compound metabolic process. Lineage: Eukaryota; Metazoa; Chordata; Actinopteri; Cyprinodontiformes; Nothobranchiidae. Gene Ontology annotation, cellular component: cytoplasm.